Peromyscus leucopus (white-footed mouse) is the source of this 2299-nucleotide messenger RNA. It is a transcript of the gene Ss18l1, whose product is annotated as SS18L1 subunit of BAF chromatin remodeling complex. The transcript has 11 exons. Gene Ontology annotation, cellular component: nucleus. Gene Ontology annotation, molecular function: transcription coactivator activity. Bases 23 to 1231 code for a protein of 402 amino acids. The record is from RefSeq and is a predicted model, not a curated record. NCBI's taxonomy places the organism in Eukaryota, Metazoa, Chordata, Mammalia, Rodentia, Cricetidae. Gene Ontology annotation, biological process: positive regulation of dendrite morphogenesis; positive regulation of transcription by RNA polymerase II.
AGGCUGAGUCCGCGCCGCCACCAUGUCCGUGGCCUUCGCGUCGGCGCGGCCGAGAGGCAAAGGGGAGGUCACACAGCAGACCAUCCAGAAGAUGCUGGAUGAGAACCACCAUCUGAUCCAGUGCAUCCUGGACUACCAGAGCAAGGGCAAGACAGCCGAGUGCACUCAGUACCAGCAGAUCCUGCACCGGAACCUGGUCUACCUGGCCACGAUAGCAGACUCCAACCAGAAUAUGCAGUCGCUGCUUCCUGCGCCACCAACACAGAACAUGAGCCUGGGCCCAGGAGCGCUGAGCCAGAGCGGUUCCAGCCAGGGCCUGCACCCCCAGGGCAGCCUCGGCGAUGCCAUCAGCACAGGCCUGCCCCCUGCCUCCCUCAUGCAGGGCCAGAUCGGUAACGGUCCAAACCACGUGUCCAUGCAGCAGACGGCCCAGAGCACACUGCCCACAACCUCCAUGAGCAUGUCAGGCAGUGGUCAUGGCACUGGGCCUGGCUACAGCCACUCGGGACCCACCUCACAGAGUGUUCCCAUGCAAGGCCAAGGUGCCAUCAGCAACUAUGUAUCUCGGACCAACAUCAACAUGCAGUCCAACCCAGUCUCCAUGAUGCACCAGCAGGCAGCCACGUCCCACUACAACUCGGCACAGGGCGGGAGCCAGCAUUACCAGGGCCAGGCGCCCAUUGCCAUGAUGGGCCAGGGUGGCCAAGGGAGCAGCAUGAUGGGACAGCGGCCCAUGGCGCCCUACCGACCCUCCCAGCAAGGCUCUUCCCAGCAGUACCUAGGCCAGGAGGAGUACUACAGCGAACAGUACAGCCACAGCCAGGGUGCUGCAGAGCCCAUGAGUCAGCAGUACUACCCAGACGGCCACGGCGACUACGCCUACCAGCAAUCGUCCUACACAGAGCAGAGCUACGACCGCUCGUUUGAGGACUCCACACAGCACUACUAUGAGGGGGGAAACUCCCAGUACAGUCAGCAGCAGACUGGGUACCAGCAGGGCUCAGCGCAGCAGCAGACCUACUCCCAGCAGCAGUACCCCAGCCAGCAGAGCUACCCGGGGCAGCAGCAAGGCUACGGCCCUGCCCAGGGAGCCCCCUCACAGUACUCGAGCUACCAGCAAGGCCAAGGUCAACAGUAUGGAAGCUACAGAGCAUCGCAGACGGGACCUUCUGCCCAGCAGCAGCGGCCUUACGGCUAUGAGCAGGGCCAGUAUGGAAAUUACCAGCAAUAAGGGACAAGCGCUGUCUUUGGACCCUUCACAGUAGUAUGUUCUGGACAAGCCAGUGGCAGUUCUGAUGAGUCAUGACAUGUUGGUUACCCUGCGCCCAAUGCCAUGUCUGCAUGUGAGGCAGGCUCAUUUCAUGCUGGGUAUGAUGCCAAGCGUGCACUGCUGGCUGUGAUGGUGUGACAUUUGGUGCUGUGUAAAGUAUUGUAUAUCGACACGAUGGAGAGGUUGUCCUGUUUGUGCCCCUCACCCCGCCUCGAUGUUCUUAGCUAGCUUUGGGGGGUCAUACUGCCAUCACAUGUUCGUGGCCAGUGAUGAGACAGUAUCUGAAAGACACCAUGGUCCAUGUUACUGUAAACAGACCCAGCGUGUCCCUCUCACACCUUUGUUGCAAAGUGGACUAUAAAUGUUUCUUUAACCGGCUGCCCACAGCUUGACACACAUACUACAACCCUGGGUGGCCAUCUUCCUGUGCCUGGAUGGGGCUUGGGGACACCUUCUGUGUCUUGGGCUAGUUUCCUAUGUCACUGUAACAGAAAAUGUGCUUCAUGUGGAGAGACCGUGAGCUGUCCUCUCCAGAACUCACCCACCGCCUGUGUCCGUCCUCUCCCUGUGAUCCCAAAAGUGUGUGGCUUUAAAUUAGACAAUGAAGAGGGGUCAGUGACUCUAUUCUGAGGAAACGUGCCCAUGAGGGCAGUGUGAGAGCAACCCACCCUAGGGAGGGCAGUGUUCUGCAGAGCGAGGCUCACUGUCUGCCAGCUGCGUUGUGAGUAGUGUGGCUUUGCCCUUGUUUAUUUGAUGUCAAGGAUUUGAGUAUGCCCAGUCCUAAACUUCAAGAGAACUGGAAGUACUGAUGCUAAAUUUUACAAGUUCAGAUUGUUAAGCAAGCGUUCCUUUGCAUUUAGGGAAAUCUGAAAUCCACACUGUAUUUUUUAACAAAUCGAAAUAACUUUAUUAUGUUAUUUUAAAUGAAAAGUACAAGUUUUAUAUAGUGAAAUUUAGUGGGUUUUUUCUUUUUUUUUUUUUUUCAUUACAGCCCUAGAAUGUUCAAUCUCAUUUUAAUUCUAUGUAAAA